This is a messenger RNA of Triticum aestivum (bread wheat), 1276 nucleotides long. RefSeq lists its product as uncharacterized. Lineage: Eukaryota; Viridiplantae; Streptophyta; Magnoliopsida; Poales; Poaceae. The coding region runs from base 307 to 687 and encodes 126 amino acids. The transcript has a single exon. The record is from RefSeq and is a predicted model, not a curated record.
GCUGACCUUAAUUUAUACCAAACUGAACCUAACCUACGCUUAUAACCAUAUAAUAUAUGGUUUGGGAGAUAAUUUGUGGCACUUGCCUAGUGGUUUACACUCCACAGGCACACAGGAAAAACGUCGCCACCAAGCCCCGCACACACACGUAUGCGUCGUCGCGGGCCCUGCGGCGACCGGCAAGCUUAUAAAACGGAGAGCGCGCCCCCGAGAAGCGCACGACUCCACCCGCAACCACCGCUCCUCAUCUAAGCUCCGUCGACAAACCAACAAAGAAUCCAAAAAGAAUCAGACGCCCAGGCCACCAUGGCGAACCCAUCCACGAGCUCGAGGCCGCCAUGCGCGGCUCCCAGUGGCACCAAGCUCACCUGCCUAUGCUCGCCGACGAACCACCCGGGCUCCUUCCGCUGCACCCGCCACCGCAACCCACGGGGCCGACCGCAGACGUCGUCGCCGCCGUCGUCCAGCCGGGCGGCUUUGGGCGCCAGCGCAACGGUGCGCGUCGAGGGGAUCACCAGGAGCGGUGACGUCGCUGCGGGAGGCAGGACAGGCAAGGGCCGGUCCGUCCUGCGCGCGCACCUGCUGCGGCUGGUCAGCCUGCCGUCCUCCGGCGGCAGCGACCACCGCCGCUGCCGCGACUUCAAGCCCCAGCCGUCCAGGCUGGGCCGCCUAACCGUGACCGCGUGACGGCGGCCGGCCGCUGCUCACCUGCUCUGCUUCGCAGCUGGUAGUACGCAGCUCACUAGUCACUAGUGGUGAACGGUGCGCCUCUAUUUCGCGCGCACCGAUGCUUGGAUCCGUUUAUCCAGCAGAUUCUCCCUCCGUUUAUUUUUAUAAAUUGUUUCAGAUAACUGAAAAGGAGCUAAUUUAAACCUUGUCUGAAAUGUCUUCAAAGCCUUAGGGCAUGUACAAUGGUUCUAUCUUAGCAAUGCCACGUAGGAUAAAUGAUGAGGUGGAGGAGAGAGAAAUCAUAAGAGAAGGCUUGUCUUCUCUUAAUUAAGAGAAGGCAAGAGAUGAUCUCUUAGCACAAUAUGUCUCACCAUAUUUUUAGGAAUAACUAGUUAUUGAAGAUAAGGCUAAGAGAUGACCCAUUGUAGACAUGUUUUUUUGUUAUCUCUAAAUUACAUGCAAGAUUUAAGAUAAGACCGCUUUAUCAACCAUUGUACAUGCCCUUAUAAAAGUGAACAGAGGGAGUACUACUCCUUGUAUGAAUCUGUACACAUGUUCAUUUGUAAUUUUUGCAGAGGAAUGAAAUGGAUUAGUAGUUUCUGUGUUA